UUUAGAUGUGAUUUGGUUUUAAAUCUGGUAUCUGUUGACCUCAAUAAUCUUUCUGCAGCUUUGGGAAACCAAGUUGAUGCAGUCUAAAGCAACAGAAGGCUUCUUCAGACAUAGCCACCAUUGUCCACAGUUUACCUUGCAGUUGCCACCUAAUUUUCAUCGCAUUCUGCAGGAUUCAUCAGCUUCUUUAGUCAUCCCAGCUGGCAGAGGUUUACAGCAUUUCAUGACAGCAGACCUGGGUACUUUGCAAGCGGGUGCAACUCUUGCCCUCCCGUCAAAUAUUGCUUAUCCUGUACAUGUACCAGCUGGAGUGACACUGCAGACAGCAUCUGGGCACCUUUGUAAGGUCAAUGUUCCUGUUGUGGUUACACAAGCCUCAGGAGAUGCAAAUGUUCUACAUCAACCUGUUCAGCAGAUAUUUCAGUCUGUUAGGCAACCUUCAGUUCUACAAGCCAGUGUUGCCAGUGUUGCCCAGGUGAAUGCAUCUUCUGCCCAGGCAGCUGCUGAAGCAUGGCAACCCCAGGAGACUGCUCUCCAACAGACUAUGGAAAAUCAACCAAAUGUUAUGGAAGAAAAACACCCAGAGAACUCCGCUAAUACUGCAUUGGUCCAGCAGGCUUCUGUGAGUCAGCAGCAACUUGCAGCUAAUCAGCAUGCAGAUUCAACAGAAAAACCUCAGCAGGGCAAUCUUUACACAGCUGUGUUUACUCCAGAAUCCUCUGAAGGGUUUUCUUACUUUGAAUCCUUGGCAAACAACUCGAGCAGUGUGCUGCUGGAUGUGGAGGGUCAGUUAGACAUUGAGACUCUUGAGUCAGUGCAACAGCAGCAGGUGUCUGAUGAUAUCAUUGACCUGAUUAUUAUGGGCAAAAGUCUGGAUGAUAACACUGUCCUGAGAGAUCAGGACAGUGUUGCCCCCUCUGACAAGAUGGAACCUACUGAGCAGAUGGAAUCUAAUUUACAAUCAGAGAAGGAUAUCUGCAGUCAUAUUGAAGGCAUAAUUCAGCUAGAUGGAACUGGUGAUGUUUCUCCAAAGGAGGAAACACCACAUGCAGAAGACAGGGAAGAGAAUGAAUUUAUUGGCAUUAUUGAAUCAGAGGAUCUAAAACUUCUGGAGGAUGAGGAAGAUGAUGAAGAACGUGACAGUAUUUCAAACACGGAGUCUAGCAGCAGUGGUGGUGAUAAUGAAGAGCCCCAAAUAGAUCUAGUUGAGGAGGACCCCUUAAAUUCUGAUGAUGAUGUCAGUGAACAGGACAUUCCAGACUUGUUUGACACCGACAAUGUGAUAGUUUGUCAGUAUGACAAGAUACAUCGAAGUAAGAACAAAUGGAAGUUUUACUUAAAAGAUGGAGUGAUGUCCUUCGAGGGUAAAGACCAUGUGUUUGCAAAAGCCUUUGGAGAUGCAGAGUGGUGAAACCUCACUAAAGUACGUACUGUAAGACUGUUGUGUUAUUCCUUUAUGAACUUCCUGUGAAACUACUAGACUUUGUAUACCAUUACAUAAAAAACCACAAACCAAACAAAACCCCCAAAACCCAACAACAAAGCUGUGAUAAAAAUAUGAAAAAUGUGUUGUUCAUAAAUGCAAACUAAAAUUGUGUUGUUAGCUUCUCAGCUGUCUUUGCUGUUCUUUGCUGAUUAUUUCAUUACUUUCCUACCCAAUAAACAUAAUUGGGAUUAAUACCUUUAGAGACUGAAAUGUUGAAUCUGUUAGUAAUUAAGAAAGUCAUGGACUCCUAAGUGACUAUAUUUAAGUAAACUUCAGUUCUGUUGGUUUUCUUUCCAGUUUUUUUAAAGAAGUGCUAAAGUGUGACUUGAAAUAUAAAAUGUAUUUUCAAAGGCUGUUGAGUUUAAAAGAAAAAAAAGAGCAACAUCUGUGUGAUAUGUGCAAGUGUGAAACCUAUGGCUGUUUCAGCUGUGUGCAUCUUUCUCCCUUUCCUCCCUUGCUUUUUUGUUGUUGCUUUGUGGGUUUUUGACUUCAGCUUAAAGGCAGACACUUUAGAUAUACAUCAGAAAAUGUGGGUGGAAGACCCUUGAGCUCUAAGUAUAUAAUUAUUAUUCAUUCUAUACCCUCUGUGUCUACUGAGAUGCAGUGUAUAGUGUGAUAUAACAUUAAAAUGUGAUUUAUUUUCACUGUCAAUGCUGAGUCCUUCAGCUUUGCUUUUGUACACAUCCACUACAUUCUAAGACUACAGACCAGUAAGCUGUGAAUGAUACAAAUUGUGCAUAAUAAUAAAAUGUCAUCUCAUACACAUUUCUAGCAGAGAGUUGUGUGUUCCCUAAAUACAAACUUUGCUUAGAAAAAUGUGUACAAAUGAUGCGUGUGACAGUAGCUCACCCUGCCAUGACAACUGCAUUGCCAGCAUCCUCAACAUCAGCUUUUUGUUUUUUUUUUCCCUAGAAAUAGGGGUAAAAAUGUUCUGCACCCAUAGGUCCGGGCCAUAGUGCUGCAGAGCUGCAGCUUCCCCCUGGUACCUCCUGUUUCUUGUAGUGCAAUAUUGGAAACUAAACGGUAAAGCCUGAGUCAGGCUGACUUGGAACAGGAUAAUCCUGCUAGAAGGGCAGUGCUAUGUGCAAGGGUAUGGCACCCCACCCUCCUGACCGCUCACGUCUUUCCCUGAAGGAAGACAUUUUGAGACAUUUUGUCUCCUCCUGGGAGGAGACAAGGCUUGAGAAGGAAAACAAAGGGCAGAGUGGGAGAGAAGGAAUUGUGGCGGAUGGCAUGUGUUAAGCUUGGUCUCGAACAAUUUGGGGGACUUGAGAGGAUCCUGCCUGGGAGGGUGUGUCUACCAGGUCUGUACAAGUGCUGUAGAGAGAAAGCUUUCCUCUGCCGUGCAUAUGGGUCAGACUCGAAGAGACUUCUAGGGGGUUCCCCCUGGAAAUCCCUGUCUGGACAACAAGCCCACCAAGAAAAUGUGGCACUCAACAGAACUAUACGAUUGGCUAACCAGUGUGGUGCAGUGAGAAUGCCCAAUGAUUGGUCGACAGCUGUGGCACAGCAAGAAAUUCACAUUAUAAAAUAAGGAGGGAUGCUGGCACAGACAGUCUCUCACAGGAUUGGACUAUGCUCCUUAUUGGACUACCUCCCUUUCAGACUAUUGGACUACUUCCAUUUCAGUUUAUUGGACUACCACAUUCUCUGCUCCUGGAUGCUGGUCCCUGCCUCCUCCUAGGAAUGACCCACCACCCCUCUGAUGUCCUCCUAAUUGAGGUUAAGGACCCUUCUAAGAUUUACCUCAGGCUAUACUUUCCUUGCUCACCAAAGUUUAAUGCCAUGUUUCUUUAAUAAAGUUAUGUUGUUACA
Molecule: messenger RNA, 3301 nt
Organism: Apus apus (common swift)
Lineage: Eukaryota; Metazoa; Chordata; Aves; Apodiformes; Apodidae
Gene: GTF2A1L
Product: general transcription factor IIA subunit 1 like
Exons: 7
Coding region: 77-1411 (444 amino acids)
Biological process (GO): transcription initiation at RNA polymerase II promoter; transcription by RNA polymerase II
Cellular component (GO): transcription factor TFIIA complex
Source: RefSeq, a predicted model, not a curated record